CGGUUGCGUUGAUGGUACCCAUAUAGGCUUACUUCGUCCCACUGCAAAUGAAGAAAUGUUCUUCAAUAGAAAGGGCUUCCACAGUAUAAAUGCCAUGAUUAUUAACGAUCACAAAUACCGAAUAAUGACAGUUUGUGCUCAGUACGGUGGUGCUUCUCACGAUUCUUUUGUGUGGAAUAGUUCACUAGCUAAAAGUCGACUUGAGUUGAAAUUCAAUCAAUCAACCAGAAACAAUUCCAAGUUACUAGGUGAUAGUGGGUAUCCAUUGGAACCUUGGCUUCUAACACCAUAUCGCAGAUCCAAAAGACAGGAUGAAUUGAAUUUUAAUAGAAUUCACGCCCAAGCUCGCAGUGUAAAUGAGAGAUGUAUAGGCAUUCUUAAAAGUAUUAUUCAACGGAUUUUUUAG
Episyrphus balteatus (marmalade hoverfly) is the source of this 406-nucleotide messenger RNA. Its product is annotated as putative nuclease HARBI1. The record is from RefSeq and is a predicted model, not a curated record. The coding region runs from base 56 to 406 and encodes 116 amino acids. The transcript is spliced from 3 exons. Lineage: Eukaryota; Metazoa; Arthropoda; Insecta; Diptera; Syrphidae.